Amphiprion ocellaris (clown anemonefish) is the source of this 1674-nucleotide messenger RNA. Its product is annotated as syntaxin-2-like. Gene Ontology annotation, molecular function: SNAP receptor activity; SNARE binding. The coding region runs from base 232 to 1089 and encodes 285 amino acids. The record is from RefSeq and is a predicted model, not a curated record. The transcript has 9 exons. Lineage: Eukaryota; Metazoa; Chordata; Actinopteri; Pomacentridae. Gene Ontology annotation, biological process: exocytosis; synaptic vesicle fusion to presynaptic active zone membrane; intracellular protein transport. Gene Ontology annotation, cellular component: SNARE complex; presynaptic active zone membrane; endomembrane system.
UAAAACUGAGCCUUUACGUUUACUGAAAACAGCCCUCAGUCAACUAACUUUGCGUCGUGUUUCGAGCCUCAGGUGAGUCGCUCUCACCUGCUCCGUUUAGCUGUAGCUUCAGUUGGCGGCUCUUUGUUUGCUAGCUGUCGCGGUGGCGCGCCUUCGUGCCCGCGCUCUUUAUUACACAGGUGCUCUCGGUGAGGUCAUCCCACAGGUGGACGGAGUGCAGCAGGAUGAUAUAUGGACCAUAUGGACAUGACAACAGCAAACAUCACAGUCAACAUGGAGGAGUUUUUCAAAACGGUGGCUGAAGUGAGAGGCCUCAUCGAAAAAAUUGCCCGUCAAACAGAGGAGAUGGAGAGAAGACAUGGUGCCAUCCUGUCCUCUCCAAACCAAGGAAAGGGAAACAAAGAAGAACUGGAGCAGCUGAACAAUGACACCAAGGAGAACGCCAGCUUGGUCCGAGCCAUGUUGAAAUCAAUGCAGACAAACUGGCCUGCAGAUAAGAACGGCAGACAUUCCUCAGUAAUCCUACGAAUUAGGAGCAACCAGCACUCACACCUGACUCGGUGGUUCGCUGAAGUCAUGAGGGGUUACCACGAGGCACAAAUCUCCUUCAGAGAGAAAUGCAAGGCGCAGAUUCAGAGACAGCUGGAGAUUGUGGAUAAAGUUACUACAGAUGAAGAGCUGGAGGAGAUGCUGCACCGGGAUAAUCUUGCCAUCUUCAUAUCUGAUAUCAACUCUGGCACUCGAAUUUCAAGUCAGGCUCUGAAUGAGAUUGAAUGUCGACAUCAGGACAUCAUGUGCCUCGAGUCCAGCAUCAAAGAGCUGCACGAGAUAUUUCUGGACACUGCCAUGCUGUUGGAGAUUCAGGGGGACUUAAUCAACAACAUAGAAAAGAAUGUCACGAGUGCUGCAGAGUAUGUAGACGCAUCCAAAACAGAAACCCAUAAAGCAGUCGAAUACAAGAAAAAUCCUUACAAGAUAGCAUUCCUCCCAAACUUCUUAAGACGGUCCAAGAGAAAAACCGCUGAUAAAACCGAUCAAAACAUGUGCAGCUUAAACCAUGACUCAGCUCCGGACCUGUUUGAACAUUGACUGCACCAGAUGUCCUGAUCAGCAUCAAAACCUGCGUCCGAUGGGAGUCACUCUCAUCUGAUUCACCCUGCCUGUUUGCCCCUUCAGCUCCUUCCUGAAGGAUAUUGAUGAAGCUGUUUUUAGCUUAAUUGUGACCUGAAAAUGAGCUGUCAAAUGAAACUGAAGACAUGCUGUGGACAACCCUUACAGAUGGAUUUUGAAGAGGACAAAUGCAGCCAAAGGACUUGAAAAUAUAACCAAAAAAAUCAUUUUAACUCGUCAAUCAAUGUUUCCAGACUCGCAGUCCUGUGAGUGUUGGUUCCAAACAUGCCACAAUGCUUAGAUCUCAUUAUAGUUCCUAAAUUUGUUGAGACAAUCUUAUUUUUUAUGCAGAACAACCCAGGCAGUGGGUGGCACUGCGACAUUAUUGUAGCUGCGACUUUGACCAGCUUUUAGCUUCCCUCCUCUCUCCUCUUUGUGAUGCUCUGUUGUGGUUUUUUGUGUCUUCUACUACUGCAAUAUAAUGGAACAUUGUAUUAUCUCUCCAGAUAAACUGCCCAAACCAUGCCAAUUCUCAAAUAAACCUAUGUGAUUAAUGAUACAGAA